This is a messenger RNA of Babesia microti strain RI, 4332 nucleotides long. RefSeq lists its product as hypothetical. The record is from RefSeq and is a predicted model, not a curated record. NCBI's taxonomy places the organism in Eukaryota, Apicomplexa, Aconoidasida, Piroplasmida, Babesiidae. Bases 1 to 4332 code for a protein of 1443 amino acids. The transcript has a single exon.
AUGAUGAUCAAGAAAAGGAAAAUGACAGACAUUAAUGGUGAAGGAACGCUUGAUCCAAAUGUUAUGUCAAAUACUAAAUCGAGUGAAAAUGACACAACUGAAAUAAAACUUUAUGGAGAGAUAUUAAAUUCUCCUAUAAAAAAAUUUGAUAUAUGCUCACCAAAUAAGAAUAAAUCAAAAUCAACUUUACUCACUUGCGAUAACAUCUCAGACAAAUUUGAAUUUUCUAUAGGAGUUUCUGAUUACGAUGAUUACAAUAUAAAAGUACAAAAAGAAGAAAAUAACAACUUUAAUAAACAUAAAAAAAAUUUUAAUCACAAAAACUAUCAACAUUAUCAUGAAAAAUUACUCAAUCUUGUGGCAAGGAUAAAAAAUAUAAUUGCUGAAUAUUUAAACACAAAGGUAUACCCGUGGUUUAAAAAACGCUUCCGUAAGAUUAAAGAAGGUAUUAAUAAAUGUUUCGGAAAAAUAGCAAUCUUCACUAAAGGUAAAAAAAUCUCAUCAAUGACGGCCAAAUCUGUUAAAUCGCAAAAUCUCAAGAUAUACAUAUACUUACCCUGGAUUAAUAAUCCCGAAACUUUAACCUCACAAAUAGCAGAAAAAAUAACAAUAAAUGAUAUACAAACAAAUGAAACUACCGGAGAAUUAGGUAGAAACAUAAAUCACAUUUUAAUUAGUGUAAAAAAACAAAAAACUAUUACCACACCUAUAAAUUUCAUCGUCAAUCUUCAUGCAUCAACAUCACAACAACAUACAAAUACGUGCGAGUGCAAAAAAAUUUAUGAACAAAAAUUAAUUGGGAAUAAUUAUAAGGUGGAACGUACCAAAGAAACUAUUAUGAUUGAUGAGUCAGACAUAAGUGGUGAACUUGCCGUGUUGGUCAAGGAAAACGAACAAAAUUUUUCAGCGGAUAAUAAGUAUAACAUUUGCCCCUUCGAAAGAUCAAAAAAAAGAUUAAAUUAUACCAACGGUGACAAUUAUUACUGGUAUGACAGUAGCGAGGGGAGCCGACGUACACCUCCAAAUCGACAGCAACACGAAGGAUUGGAAGUAGAAAAAACAGCUAAUGAAUAUGCGGUAGAGUUGGAUGGAUUGGAAGGAGAAAAAACAUGUAAUGAAUAUGCGGUAGAGUUGGAUGGAUUGGAAGGAGAAAAAACAGGUAAUGAAUAUGCGGUAGAGUUGGAGGGAUUGGAAGUAGAAAAAACAGGUAAUGAAUAUGCGGUAGAGUUGGAUGGAUUGGAAGUAGAAAAAACAGCUAAUGAAUAUGCGGUAGAGUUGGAUGGAUUGGAAGGAGAAAAAACAUGUAAUGAAUAUGCGGUAGAGUUGGAUGGAUUGGAAGGAGAAAAAACAUGUAAUGAAUAUGCGGUAGAGUUGGAUGGAUUGGAAGUAGAAAAAACAGGUAAUGAAUAUGCGGUAGAGUUGGAUGGAUUGGAAGGAGAAAAAACAUGUAAUGAAUAUGCGGUAGAGUUGGAUGGAUUGGAAGUAGAAAAAACAGGUAAUGAAUAUGCGGUAGAGUUGGAGGGAUUGGAAGUAGAAAAAACAGGUAAUGAAUAUGCGGUAGAGUUGGAUGGAUUGGAAGGAGAAAAAACAGGUAAUGAAUAUGCGGUAGAGUUGGAUGGAUUGGAAGUAGAAAAAACAGGUAAUGAAUAUGCGGUAGAGUUGGAUGGAUUGGAAGUAGAAAAAACAGGUAAUGAAUAUGCGGUAGAGUUGGAUGGAUUGGAAGGAGAAAAAACAUGUAAUGAAUAUGCGGUAGAGUUGGAUGGAUUGGAAGGAGAAAAAACAUGUAAUGAAUAUGCGGUAGAGUUGGAUGGAUUGGAAGGAGAAAAAACAUGUAAUGAAUAUGCGGUAGAGUUGGAUGGAUUGGAAGGAGAAAAAACAGGUAAUGAAUAUGCGGUAGAGUUGGAGGGAUUGGAAGUAGAAAAAACAGGUAAUGAAUAUGCGGUAGAGUUGGAUGGAUUGGAAGGAGAAAAAACAUGUAAUGAAUAUGCGGUAGAGUUGGAUGGAUUGGAAGGAGAAAAAACAUGUAAUGAAUAUGCGGUAGAGUUGGAUGGAUUGGAAGGAGAAAAAACAUGUAAUGAAUAUGCGGUAGAGUUGGAUGGAUUGGAAGGAGAAAAAACAUGUAAUGAAUAUGCGGUAGAGUUGGAUGGAUUGGAAGGAGAAAAAACAGGUAAUGAAUAUGCGGUAGAGUUGGAGGGAUUGGAAGUAGAAAAAACAGGUAAUGAAUAUGCGGUAGAGUUGGAUGGAUUGGAAGGAGAAAAAACAUGUAAUGAAUAUGCGGUAGAGUUGGAUGGAUUGGAAGGAGAAAAAACAUGUAAUGAAUAUGCGGUAGAGUUGGAUGGAUUGGAAGUAGAAAAAACAGGUAAUGAAUAUGCGGUAGAGUUGGAUGGAUUGGAAGUAGAAAAAACAGGUAAUGAAUAUGCGGUAGAGUUGGGAGUGAAAGUGUGUCCAACCAGGAGAUACGAUACCUACUGUGGCACGGAGUCCCAUUCCGCUAGGGAACUAAUUUGUACCACCAAAAGGGAAAAUUCACCACAUAAUUUAAGAUUGCUCAAUUACAUAAAGACCCAAGGCAGCCAACACGGGCAGCGCCAAUGCUCCUCCGCCUUCAUACCGACCCUAGAGCUGCCACCCAUACAAACCACAGAAUCCACACUCAAUACUUCGCGAUCAUUCGAAAGCCUAGCUAGGCAGCUAAGCAGUCAUUCCAGCACCUGCACGCGAGAUCCACACCUUGACUCCCAGGGGUAUAAAGAAUACGAGCCAAAGUACUACGGCCGGCGGGCUCACUACAAUGCACUGGAAAGGAAAUUCAGCGAAGAUGAGCCGCCUCAACUCGGCUAUUUCCAUCCGCUAUUUGUCCUGCGCGGUCCUGCACUAAUAGAGAACCGCCUAAGUGUAGUAGUGGUAGCUCCGUUUGAGGAAAUACAUUUUGAUGCACCCCAAUUCCUCUUCGCCCUCACUCGAACACUUUCUUCUGCCAGCGUAGGGUACGUGGUGUCUGGUCCAUGCAUUAUAAAUCGUGUGCCAAAGGGCAUUGCGACGUCUAUAGAUGGGCAGGUCGCCUACUUUGAUCUUCCCAUACUCCCUCCGUACUAUUGGUAUUAUGAGUUUACAACACCGCGUGAGCUGCUAACUUUUGAUCAGAAUGGCAUAGCCGCAGAAACUCGUGACAUGAAAAUUAGUAAUUUAGUGCUGUAUAAUGGCGCACGCAGCGUGGCAGCACAACGUGUGAGCGAGGUUCUCGCCAAUUUUGACCGGCUGUCGCCCUGUGAUCAAAACUGUCUAAGACAUGUCAUUGGUACGGAGGAGCUGGAACCAUUUGUAGCAGUGGAUAUUCCGAUGAAACAUGCGGAUGCACUGCGAUUUACCGAACUGGAUUGUACAGUACACCCCCACUAUCACAGGCAGGUUUAUGUUACAUUACCACUGAAAGAGCUGCUGCGCAGCGGGUUCGACCCCAAGAAGCUGGAGCUGCAAAAUAGCAAAUUUAUUGAUUUUGUAGCGCGUUACGGCAUUCUGCGCAAAAAGAUACGACUAUGCAGUCCAGUAUACAACUUUAGUCCCUUGUUGUACCGCCUAGAACUGCAUCUGCCUGGCAGCGAUCUGAUGGCCCAUGGAGAGACGCUAUUAUUUGCACAUUUCAAUAUCAAACUCAUCCCUACCCUGCAGGUUCCGCCUGAAAAAGAUGAGUCUGUACUGCCACAUGCGGGGGUGGAUGAAUUAAUGGAGCGCAUGGAUGAUGAGGAAUUUGUGCGUAUACCACACCUAGUAAGUGUCUAUGGUAUCUUCGCAAAGGAUAAAUCUCCUGGUUUCGAUCCAAAUGUAUCAAACUGCACGCCUGUUGGUGCUUCAGAUACUCCUCCUGCCACUGGUCAUAAGGCUGGAGGAGGGUGUUUGUGCGGGGUGCUUGGACGCAGCUGCCCAUACCUGUCGAUUUUGAAACCUUCGGACUUUACUGACCCUAGUAGCUUCCUUAAGGCCUACGGCGAUCCGCUGUGCGAGGUUGUGGCUGACUGCUCAGAGCCUGGUGGUACUGGCGCUAAUAGGCAGGAGGGUCCAGCCAGCCCGGAGGGUGACUGGACCGCCCCAAUGGUUGGACGUGAUGGCAACUGGCGCUGCCAUGUCUGCUCUAAUGUCAACUUUCCACGCCGCACCAAAUGUAAUAAAUGUUCUGCCAGUCGCUCCACCGAUGGAGAUAGAAUUGUCUUGCAAUAUGUUAAUAGGGUCCACAGUGAACUUGUUAGGCGCGUUAUAAUGUCUAAACAAAGGUCUCGUGUCGUAAAGCGCGGAAGCACGCGCCAGCCUCCUCUCCAGUUGGGCCUUCCCAGCUAG